CCUAAAACCCUAAUUUUUGUUUCCUCAAUCUCUCUUUACCUGCAGCCGCCACCCGCACUCUACUCCUUUGUACUUCUUCUACUCCUGAUACCAUUUUUGCAGAGAGAGAGAUGGGCGAAGAAGUGAAGGCGGCGCCGGUGGUUCCGGAGUCAGUGUUGAAGAAGAGAAAAAGAGAGGAGCAAUGGGCCCUUGCUAAAAAGCAAGACCUUGAAUCUGCCAAGAAGAAGAGCUCCGAAAACCGCAAGCUGAUCUACAACCGGGCCAAGCAGUACGCCAAGGAGUACGAUGAGGAGCAAAAGGAGUUGAUUCGAUUGAAGCGCGAAGCAAAACUGAAGGGUGGGUUUCAUGUAAACCCAGAGGCCAAGCUGUUGUUCAUCAUCAGGAUUCGUGGAAUCAAUGCUAUUGACCCAAAAACUAAGAAGAUUUUGCAGCUUCUUCGAUUGAGACAGAUAUUCAAUGGUGUGUUCUUGAAAGUAAAUAAGGCCACAUUGAACAUGCUUCACAGGGUUGAACCCUAUGUGACCUACGGGUAUCCUAAUUUGAAGAGUGUCAAGGAGUUAAUCUACAAGAGGGGUUAUGGGAAACUUAACAAGCAGAGAACUGCUUUGACUGACAAUUCAAUUGUUGAACAGGCUUUGGGCAAGUUUGGAAUUAUCUGUGUGGAGGAUCUUAUCCAUGAAAUCUUGACUGUUGGGCCUCACUUCAAGGAGGCUAACAACUUCCUUUGGCCAUUUAAGCUUAAGGCCCCUCUCGGUGGUCUGAAGAAGAAGAGAAAUCACUAUGUUGAAGGUGGUGAUGCUGGAAACCGUGAAGACUAUAUCAACGAGCUCAUCAGGAGGAUGAAUUAGAUUUAUGCAAGUAUUCUUCUUUUUGAAAUUUUGAGGUGUUCACUUCUUUUAUUUUGCGUCCAUCAACUUUAUAAGACUUAGUUCUCCUAUUUCGUCGUGAAAUCUAAUUAGUGAUAUCUUUACAAAA
Molecule: messenger RNA, 975 nt
Organism: Pyrus x bretschneideri (Chinese white pear)
Lineage: Eukaryota; Viridiplantae; Streptophyta; Magnoliopsida; Rosales; Rosaceae
Product: 60S ribosomal protein L7-2
Exons: 6
Coding region: 111-848 (245 amino acids)
Biological process (GO): maturation of LSU-rRNA from tricistronic rRNA transcript (SSU-rRNA, 5.8S rRNA, LSU-rRNA)
Cellular component (GO): cytosolic large ribosomal subunit
Molecular function (GO): structural constituent of ribosome; RNA binding
Source: RefSeq, a predicted model, not a curated record